This is a messenger RNA of Sitodiplosis mosellana (orange wheat blossom midge), 815 nucleotides long. RefSeq names its product cytochrome c oxidase assembly protein COX16 homolog, mitochondrial (gene l(3)neo43). Gene Ontology annotation, biological process: mitochondrial respiratory chain complex IV assembly. Bases 263 to 571 code for a protein of 102 amino acids. The transcript is spliced from 2 exons. NCBI's taxonomy places the organism in Eukaryota, Metazoa, Arthropoda, Insecta, Diptera, Cecidomyiidae. Gene Ontology annotation, cellular component: mitochondrial inner membrane. The record is from RefSeq and is a predicted model, not a curated record.
UGAAUGUGAUUUGAUGCGUAAAAUAAUUUGAUGUAUAUUUUCAACAGUAUUUGUAAUGGCAACAAUUUGGAUUUUUGGAGAUUUUACUGGCAAAGAAUUUUUUUCUGCUGAAAAAAGCGUAUUGAGUUAAAAAAAACCUAUUUAUUUGGAAUAUUUUCGAAUCAAUUGUUAUUCAUUGCCUUGCCAUUGACAUUCACACACCGUCAGUUUGAAUGUAAUGUCAAAACACUUGAGUGAAAAAUCAAAACAAAGUUGAUUCAGAAUGACGGAGUGGCUGCAACGGAUAAAGUUGCAAUUUGGGAAAAACCAUUUGCUGUCCUAUGGAUUACCAUUCAUUAGUGUUGUGGUCUUGGGACCAUUUUUACUUCGGUAUUUCGGUGAAGUCAGAUACAAGUACCGCAAAGUGAAACAAGUGCCAGAGGAAGAGCUGAAAUCAAUGGGUUUCAAACCGACCGAACAGAUAACACUUGAAGAUGAAUAUAAGAAAGUCAAAGAGAUGGACAUUGAAAAUUGGGAACAAAAACGCGGCCCAAGACCAUGGGAAGAGACAUUUGAUGAGCCGAAAAAAUGAAAAGCAUCCACGUUUGGAUAGGAUCAAUUCAUAGUUUUAUGUCAGCUUUAAUGGUUUUAUAUUUUCUUCAAGCUUUUUCUACUUUGAAAUAAAUAAGAAAAGACCCAGUAAAAAUCAAUGGAAAAUCUGAAAAAAGUAGAAUUUUGUAAAAAUAAGAAAACUUCUCGAAUUAUUAGUGGUCAAAUAGCACGGAUAACAAGUAUUCAUUAAAUAAAACCCACUCAUCAGUUUUACCAUGUUGAUC